This is a messenger RNA of Phymastichus coffea, 1138 nucleotides long. RefSeq names its product coiled-coil domain-containing protein 130 homolog. Gene Ontology annotation, biological process: mRNA splicing, via spliceosome. The transcript is spliced from 5 exons. The coding region runs from base 185 to 1132 and encodes 315 amino acids. NCBI's taxonomy places the organism in Eukaryota, Metazoa, Arthropoda, Insecta, Hymenoptera, Eulophidae. The record is from RefSeq and is a predicted model, not a curated record. Gene Ontology annotation, cellular component: U2-type spliceosomal complex; post-mRNA release spliceosomal complex.
UCAGUGAGACGCCUGUUGUCAGAUCAGUCAUGAUUAUCAACAAGCACAAUUAAUUCAUUCCAUGGUCUGCAAUUGUAACGUGAUUUUUUUUUAAUCAAAUUUAUUUACGGAUAUUUUGAGAAAAUUCAACUUGUUUGAGUGGUUAAAGCUUACGUGAGUCAAGACCCGUCUCGUAAAAGCCAAAAUGGGAGAACGCAAAGGUCAAAAUCUGUAUUAUCCCCCUGAUUAUGAUCCCAAAUUUGGGGGAAUCAAUAAAUUCCAAGGAACACAUGCUUUAAGAGAAAGAGCUCGAAAACUCCAUAUGGGUAUCUUAAUUAUCAGAUUUGAAAUGCCAUUUAAUAUUUGGUGUGAUGGAUGUGGUAAUCAUAUCGGAAUGGGAGUGAGAUAUAAUGCAGAAAAGAAGAAAGUUGGCAUGUAUUAUAGUACUCCUGUUUACCAGUUUAGAAUGAAAUGCCAUCUAUGCGACAAUCACUUUGAAAUAAAGACUGAUCCAGGGAAUUUAAAUUAUGAAGUUAUAAGUGGAGCUCGUCGUCAAGAAAAUCGUUGGGAUCCUACAGAGAACGAGCAAGUUGUUCCAGAAACAAAAGAAGUUUCCAGAAGAUUAUACGAUGAUGCUAUGUACAAAUUAGAACAUAAUUUAGAAGACAAAAAGGUUGCUAAAACAAGAUCAAAUGCAUUGGAUAAUACUAUGGCUUUGAAUGAGGUUUUAUGGAAAGAUGAUUAUAGUUCUAAUUGUGCUCUCAGAUCAAUAUUUAGGGCCAAGAAAAAGGAGUUACAAAAUAAAGCUGCAAUAGAUCAAGCAUUUCUAAAAAAAAAAGGAAUAAAUAUUGACUUAGUUAAUGAGCAUGAAGAUGAUAUUCGAUUGGCAAAGCUAUUAGCGCAAAAUAAACAACAACCAAAAAUAAAAUCAUUGCCUUUAAAACGACUUGUAGCUGUUGCUGAAUCAAGAAAUAAAUCAAAAAAUCAAUUGGCAGCAAUAGGAAAUGUAAAAAUUAAAUCAAACACACUAUCCUUACCUUCCACUUCUGAAAAUGUUACUUUAAUGCCGAGUUCUAGUGUUGGAAUUAAAAGCGAAACUAAAACCAGCUCUGCUUUAGUUCACUAUGAUAACACAAGCUCAGAAAGUGAUUGAUAGUGA